Molecule: messenger RNA, 1990 nt
Organism: Nylanderia fulva
Lineage: Eukaryota; Metazoa; Arthropoda; Insecta; Hymenoptera; Formicidae
Product: adhesion G protein-coupled receptor E3
Biological process (GO): cell surface receptor signaling pathway; G protein-coupled receptor signaling pathway
Cellular component (GO): membrane
Molecular function (GO): G protein-coupled receptor activity
Source: RefSeq, a predicted model, not a curated record
CGUUCGCGGAGCGCGAACGGAUCGUAGUCGCAGUCACGGUCCGCGGGCCGUCGCGUUCGCGUUCGUCGUCGGUGCAUUUCCGUGCAUCGGUGCUUCAUUUAACUCCGUUUUCGCGAUCGUAUCACUUGGAAUCGAUUCGUUGAUUCCGCGAUUCCGGUCUUGUCGCGCGACCGCGUUUCUGACAGUUGAGUCGCCGAUUUCCCUCUCUCUCUCGCUCGAGGGAGGAGAAGCCGCAUCGAGAAAAGGAACACGCUUUCGAGGGACGACGAGACGAUCGAGAAAUGAGAAUAGCAACUGCCGAUUUUGGGAAGAUUCCGCGGAGACAGCGCGUAAAAGCGUAAAGAUAAGAGUGUCAUCGCAGAAAGUGGAAUCUUCCGAUGUAAAGGAACACCUCGUCCUCGAGGCCGAAAGCGCGUAACGAAGGACGCGAUGAAUUUGGACGCGCGACGACCCGUCAUCGGCACUUAACCCUUAUCGCGGCGGCAGAGUGAUAACACACGUCAGGAAGGCAAAUCUUCCCCGAUGCACUGCAGGUGCCGGCCGGUACCGGCCUCUUCGUCAGAGCACGCGAAGCGUCCGUUUUUCGCGCGUAUCACGUGGCUGUGAAUCAUCGGGUCGCGAAAUAUGCAAGACCUAACCUGCAGUUGAGCCUUCGAAUUAUUUAAAUUUUUUGACGGCAGCGUCUCCGAGCACGUAAGAUGUUGGCUUAACGGCGACAUGGAGACGCUGUACACUGGAGCGAUUCACGGUUUUUCGCCGCCCGGCGGCGGAAUUGCUAAUGGAGUUUCCACGGGAAUCGCCAGUUCCUUUGACCAGGACGGCGUGCUGAGUCUUAUCGUCGUCCUCGGGGGAAGUCUGUCCCUAGUGGCCCUGGUAUUUGCGUUCAUCACAUACAGCCUCUUCUCCGAUUUGAGGAGCCUGGCAGGUACGACUUUGAUGAAUCUUCUGGCAGCUCUCUUCAUGGUCCAACUUUUGUUCAUCGUGGGAGCUGGAGGAGUACAAGACUCGGAGCUCUGCAUCUCGCUCGGAAUGAGCUUGCAGUACCUGCGGGUGUCGGUGGUCUGCUGGCUGGCGGCGAUGUGCCACCAUCUUUACGCAACCGUGGCGUCGCUGCCGCGUCGCGACGACCCGCCGACUUAUCUAAAGUACAGUCUCUUCGCCUGGGGCGCGCCGCUGAUCAGCCUCGCGUUGGCGACGCUGCUGCAGAACCGCGAGGGCCGCGAUUUCUGGAACGUCGUUGACCUCACUCCUUUCAAUUGCUGGUUUCUGGGAGCCACGGCGACAAUUUACGCGUAUGGCUUGCCGGUCAUCCUGCUUCUCCUAACAUCCGGUUACUACCUCGUCAAGGCUGCGAUCGUGUCAAGGUACACGUGCAGCAUGCAGCUCGAGAUAAAGCAGCGCGAGAAGAUGAAGAGGAGACGAGGUUUGCAGCUGAUGCUCUUCCUGAAGGUCAGUCUGAUCGUUGGUUUGGUGGCCGGUUGCGGAGUCGCGUCCAGGGUCUGGAAGAUCCCCUUCCUGUGGGCAGUCUUCUGCACGGGCCAUUCGCUUCAGGGAUCAGCAGUGGCGCUCUCCGUCGCGUGUAACUGCAGGGUCUUGAAAGUUUACGCCAGGAAAUCGCACAAGCAACCGGAACACCAGAUCGCGAAAUCGAGCAGCAGCAUGCAACUGCUCGCGCCCGCGCCGGAUCCGGUUUAGGCGAACUUCCGGGGGCUGUCCUCGGAAAGGAUAGGGGCAGAAACGAAGAGGAGAACCUGGCUGCACUCUAAGGCGUAAACUGUUUUUACAUCGAGGUGUGCGUGUGCGCUGAUAUUUCGCUCCUAACUUUGCCGGAAUUUUCCCUCCGCGACGUGCGAUUUCAAUUUCGAUGUUUUCAUUUUUAUCUCCCUCUUUAGAAAAGUGGAAUUUCUCAGGGAGAGAUGUGAGAACAUGUAUGAAUCAGCGAAAAUUUUUCGCACUUAUUUAGACACACCCUGUAUAACAAUUAUAAUAA